GGAUGGGCCUGGUGCUUUUCGAAGUACCUGAAACGAUAGACAAUAGUUUGUGAAUAAAGGCGCGAAAUAGCGUCAUUUCCACGACGGAAUCAAGGACCUUCCAUCAGGGAAAUGCAUUGGUGCAAACAGUAAUGUGUAUCACGUAGAGAGUGAUGUAGAGUGGCUCAGACGGACGGACGUCGGAGAUGAGAGUGAAAAUGGUAGAAGAAAUUCAGAAAAAGCUACAGGCUGAAAUAGAUAAAUUUAAUCAAGUUCAAAAAGAUUACAAUAAAGCACUUCGUACAAGACAAAUACUUGAUGGACAAUUGAAUGAAAAUAUUGCUGUUAAAAAGGAAUUGGAUCUUCUCAAGUCUGAAGAUGAAGUUUACAAAUUAAUCGGACCGUGUUUGAUAAAACAAUAUUUAGACGAAGCUAAACAAAAUGUUUCUAAACGUAUGGAUUACAUUUCGUCCGAAUUGAGUCGCACAGAAGAAUUAAUAGCUACUUUGGACAAAAAGCAAGAUGCUCAUAGAGAAACUUUAGAAAAAUUGCAGCAAAUGUUUCAGCAAGCUCAAGUCAAAGCAUCGUUGGCUGGAACGAAAGCAUAAUAUGGUGCUUUUUUUUCUUUUUUUUUUAGCUUAACAAUUACAUUUAUUGAUUACUAUUAACCCUUAAAGUGUACACUUGGUAAAAGUUAGUUUAAAUGCACCACUGUGGACGUUUGACACUUCAACGUGUUAAAACGCGUCUCCUGAUAGCUGCUAUUUAAUAUUUAGACCUGACAAUUUUUUUAAAAGUAGUUU
Polistes dominula (European paper wasp) is the source of this 782-nucleotide messenger RNA. It is a transcript of the gene Pfdn6, whose product is annotated as prefoldin 6. NCBI's taxonomy places the organism in Eukaryota, Metazoa, Arthropoda, Insecta, Hymenoptera, Vespidae. Gene Ontology annotation, molecular function: protein-folding chaperone binding. Gene Ontology annotation, cellular component: prefoldin complex; cytoplasm. The record is from RefSeq and is a predicted model, not a curated record. Gene Ontology annotation, biological process: protein folding; chaperone-mediated protein complex assembly.